AUGACUCUUAUUAUUAGGUCUGAUAAUGACUAUCAAGCCCAAGGUCUUACAACUACUGUUGGACCUCAAAUUACUCAAAAUAAUUCCAUCAGUAUAUCCAUUGCGGCUCAAAGAUAUAACUAUUUGGUUGAAGGUGGUAAUCCUUUUAGUGGAUUGCAAGAUUCGGAAAUUCCGCUACAGAAUGUCGAAUUUUCAACUGCAAUUAUUUCGGGAACCUCUUUUUCAUAA
Molecule: messenger RNA, 228 nt
Organism: Racocetra fulgida
Lineage: Eukaryota; Fungi; Glomeromycota; Glomeromycetes; Diversisporales; Gigasporaceae
Source: the annotation of a GenBank genome assembly